This is a messenger RNA of Fomitiporia mediterranea MF3/22, 1577 nucleotides long. RefSeq lists its product as uncharacterized. Bases 288 to 1250 code for a protein of 320 amino acids. The record is from RefSeq and is a predicted model, not a curated record. NCBI's taxonomy places the organism in Eukaryota, Fungi, Basidiomycota, Agaricomycetes, Hymenochaetales, Hymenochaetaceae. The transcript is spliced from 2 exons.
UGGAUACACCUCCCUAUUCCGACGUUUCCGCUCAACUGUCCCCCGGUGCACAUGCCCUGCACGUCAACGGCGACCCUCAUGCUCCUGGUCCCUCCAAUGCUGUGGCUCACCCGCACACUCCGAAUGGGUCAUCUGCCGGGCCAAGCAAUGUCGUCAGCUCCGCGACAGGCUCGGUCGACAUACGCGCUCUGUACUCUACAAGCUGGUCGGCCAUUGAGAGUCCUCCGCCCCCGACUUUACGGGAGAUCCUAACAGCAUAUAAGCAAAAAGGUGACGGCGACCGCGAUAUGCUGCUCGCCAUGCUCAACGCGAAAAGCGCGGAGGACCAGCGCAUUGCAUCUCAGUUGUCCCUCCGGCGCACGAUGCUCGAGAUUAGUAGGCAGACGACCGAGUCGUUACCGCAGCCACACCAGCAUCUCCCUUAUUCGCAUUCUUCCCAUGCGCACGGACAUGGACAGCAUGUGUACACAUAUGUGCCGGAUGAGCAAUACCACCACCAACAGCACCAUGUCGCUCCUACCUCGCCACCGCCGCCGCACGUGUACACAAACAGUUACUCGUCUAACGCACGUACGCAUGGGCAGCUCCGCGCAGUAGAGUCUCCACCUCUAUCUUCGGUGACACAAAAGACUAUGGCAUCUCUGGCCUCGCGUACGCGAGCUGUUCCUCGGCCUCACUCCAGAGAUGCAACUCGACCUGCUGGUGAUGCGCGAUCGCAGACAUACUCAGGUACUGCCUUUGAAACUCAACCGCACAUUCCUGGCCAAAGUCUGGGUCAGAAUCAGCGAAGGAAACGUGCGCGUCAUUCGCGUUCGCGAUCACGCUCUCCGAUCCCUGUUGCUUCGUCUUCCUCGCACCGUGUAUACAAUUAUACAUAUACGCGCUCUCCUCCGUCUCACUCUGCGUCACAUUCUCAUUCGCACACAGAGGCAGAGCUGGAACCGGACCGUUCACCUUAUUCGUCUGCCUCCGCCUCUGACAUUGGUUCACCCCGCACACACCAGACGCGGACGAUGGCGAUUGGUUCACUGCUGACAGCAGGCUCCAAAGCUCGUGCUGCUGCUGACCACGGUUCCGAUGUGGAGCCGAAUGAAAGGCCGAAUGGGAACAGUUCUAUGCCAACGGAACGCAUGAAAGAAGAACGCUCAGAGCGAGGGCUGAAGUCAUUGCGUCAAACUGGACGUGACCAUCAAGAGUCUAUCGAACGCUUGCGUGUCUACGAUCGUGAACGAAACACAAGUCGUGGAUAACAAUAAUCUUGAAGUGUAUCUGUCAGUUGUUUGCGAUUACGACGAAAUGAGUCUAAAUUAUGGGUUGCAUGAUUCAUAACUUCUCUCUGCCCUCCCUUUCUUUUCGGCUCUUUAUUGGUUCUCUAAUUCCUUCCUAUUUCUUGACAAGCCCGAAGGCUUGCUUUUCUGAUGUCGCUAUCGGAUACGAUGUUUGUUUCAUUUCAGUUUUUUUUUCUUUGUCUUGGCAUAAUUAUCUCCUUACGUGUCAACACGAUAUAAAGGUCCCAACCAAUCGUGUAUGCUAUUAGCCAGUUAGGCACUCAUGUACUAAGUACCAGUAACCUCAAC